Molecule: messenger RNA, 384 nt
Organism: Cordyceps militaris CM01
Lineage: Eukaryota; Fungi; Ascomycota; Sordariomycetes; Hypocreales; Cordycipitaceae
Exons: 1
Coding region: 1-384 (127 amino acids)
Source: RefSeq, a predicted model, not a curated record
AUGGGCUCUUACACGGCCUGUGACAGGAGCCCAGCUGGGCAGGCGAAGAGGAGCCAAGGUAACAGAUGGGCGCCCGCGGCAAAGCUCCGCCGACCGUGGGCAAAACGGCGACGUGCUAUAGGCUGGGUGGUGGGCGCGCGCGGCGUCUGUAACGACUUGAACUUGUCUGGCUGGGCAAGGGAUGAACAACGUGUUGGUUGGCUCGUUAUGGCUUGGCGAGAAGUGUGUGCUAUGUCAUGGGAAAGGGCUGAAUUCAGCCCGCUGAUACGAGGGCGCUUUGCAGGCUUGUCCCCUGCGCGUUGCUCGGUUGGUGCAGGCUUUGGCGGAUCAGGGUAUAGUUGGGAUCUUUUUAAUAGCCGAAAGCCCCUGCUUUGCCGCAUGUGA